GUUUCUCUCUCCCCUCGGUUAUACACCACGAGCAUAAUUAUGCGCUACGCGGUCCUCGUCACCGGUCCUGCAGGUGCUGGAAAAUCAACCUUUUCAAGAUCCUUCAUAACACAUCUGAACGCGUCGAAACGGACGGGACAUCUUGUUAACCUCGAUCCUGCCGCCGAUCCUGCAAGUUUCGAGUAUGAGCCUGCAAUAGAUAUCAAAGAUCUCAUUAACCUUGAUGAUGCAAUGAAUGAGCUUGGUUACGGUCCCAACGGUGGGCUGGUCUACUGCUUCGAAUAUCUGCUGGAAAAUAUGGAUUGGUUAGAAGAAGAGCUGGGGGGUUAUGAAGAUGAAUAUCUUAUAAUCGACUGUCCAGGACAAAUCGAACUUUACUCUCACCAUCCAUUCCUACCGAAGCUCGUGCAGAACCUGCAACGGUUAGGCAUACGUACGUGUGCGGUCUACCUUGUAGAAUCGCAGUUUAUGGAGGACAAGUACAAGUUUUUCGGCGGUGUACUAUCCGCGAUGUCCGCGAUGGUCAACCUCGAGAUACCUUGGAUAAAUGUGAUGUCAAAGAUGGACCUUGUCACGUCAAACCCGGAAGAUCCCUCGGGAGGUGCUCGAAACGGCCUACGGAGACGGAAAAACAUAGCUAGGUACUUGGAUCCUGAUCCAUUAUUGAUCGCCAUUCCUCGUGGUGAUGAGUCCGAAAUACCGAAUCCCCGUUUUCAUGCCCUGAAUCAAGCUAUCGUGCAGUUGAUUGAAGAGCAUCCAUUGGUAUCGUUUUUACCACUCGACCUGACAUCGACGGAUUCCCUUGAGACGGUUAUAAGUCAUAUCGAUUAUACGAUGCAGUAUGGCGAAGAUGAAGAGCCAAAAGAACCCAAAGAUUUAGACGAAGGAGACUUUCAUGGCAUGGAAUAGAGGAACGAUUUCCUUAGUUUACUUACAUACCCGGGCAUAUGUAUGUAUACAGCGCAUACAAGACUCGAAUGGAGAUGAACAUGCUAGCCCA
This is a messenger RNA of Marasmius oreades (fairy-ring Marasmius), 1000 nucleotides long. RefSeq lists its product as uncharacterized. Gene Ontology annotation, molecular function: GTPase activity. The transcript has 7 exons. NCBI's taxonomy places the organism in Eukaryota, Fungi, Basidiomycota, Agaricomycetes, Agaricales, Marasmiaceae. Bases 40 to 909 code for a protein of 289 amino acids. The record is from RefSeq and is a predicted model, not a curated record.